AUGGCUGUCAGUCAGUCAUCCUCAUCAUCCUACGACUUUUCCUCUUACUCUUCCUCUUCGUCUUUUGAUGAAGACCACCCAUCUGAUUCAUACGACGAUGAACUGGAGGAUGAACAACUAGUUGCACCUGAUUCACAAGAGUCGCCUACCUUGGUUGGAUCCGACACCGAAUACAGAUGCGAAUCGGAGCCCGAUUCAGAGGCCGAUUCUGCCAAAAAGAACAAGACCAAGUCCAAAACCAAAACCGAUACCAAUGUUGAGGCAAAAUCCAAGAACAAAUCCAAUGAGAAACGGCCCCGGGAGAAGCCAGAGGAAAAGGGCGGAGAUGCCUCCAACAAGAAGAGGAAGAAGGCAGAAAAUGAAACAAAUCUCCAAACUGGUGGUGAUAAUGCUAAGGACAAGGACAAGGAGAUGAUGAAGAAGAAGAAGAACAAGUCGAGGUCGUCUUCUUCUGCUGCUGCUAAUGCGAGAGUAUGGAGCGAAAGGGAUGAGCUUGUUAUGGUGAAAGGUAUAAUCUCAUUUCUUAAAAAGUUCACAACAUUUGAUGGAAAAAAGUUCUACAAUUGGAUCAACAAGUACAUCGAAGCGGACGUGUCAACAGGUCAAAUAGCUGAUAAAGUGUGUCGAUUGAAGAAGAAAUAUCGUAAUAACGAAGCGAACCGCGGCCCAAAUGGGGAGGAUCCUGUCUUCUCAAAGCCUCAUGAGCAGAAAUUGUUUGAACUAUCAAAACAAGCAUGGGGGAGUAUUAGGUCUACCACUAAUAAUAAUAAUAAUACCAAAGCUGAUAUUAAUGAUGGUAUAGUUGAAGAAGGUGCUGAUGCUCAGAAAAAGGCAACGGAUGUUGUUGAUGAUGAUAACUUGCAGGAGAAGGAAGUAUUGUUUGACGAUAAUCUUGUUAUGGAAGCUUUUGAUAAGUAUUUAACAAGUCGUGGUUUAGAUUUGAGGUGGUUUAGUCAAGACAAAUUAGGGAGCUUGGAGAACAAGUGGAGAAAAAUCAGAGUUGCUGAAUCUACUUUUCGCUUACUGCAAGCCAAGUUUGAUGCAAAGUUGCAUCAAAUAGCGCUACAUGCUUGCAACUUCUUUGAUUAUUAG
Messenger RNA from Prunus avium (sweet cherry), 1092 nucleotides. Its product is annotated as GLABROUS1 enhancer-binding protein-like 2. Gene Ontology annotation, biological process: regulation of DNA-templated transcription. The record is from RefSeq and is a predicted model, not a curated record. Gene Ontology annotation, cellular component: nucleus. Lineage: Eukaryota; Viridiplantae; Streptophyta; Magnoliopsida; Rosales; Rosaceae.